UAAGAGAAGAACCCAUUUUAGCCGAAUUGCACCCAGUCAGGAGACUCAGAGUCAGGUGACAGAAUAUUAACCGCUCUUAGUAGGAGGAGCGCAGCAAAUCCCGAGUCCCGACACGAAUGGCGUUGCGGAGCCUGACGCUGCCUCUGCCUUUCCCCGCCGUAAUUCCACCAUUACCACCACCUUCUUCUUCUUCGUCGUCGAUGUCAUCUUCUUCUUGUUUGUGUAGUUUUAGACCAUACCAGUAUAAACCCAAUCCCGGUUGCUCUAUCGUUCUCCGCGCAAAACCCAUCAUCUUUCUCAACCGUCGGAGGCAAAGCCAUGUCGUUCGGAUGGCUCCCGAGGAAGAAAAGUUGACCCGUCGCUCCCCUCUCGAUUUCCCCAUUGAAUGGGAACGACCUAAGCCCGGGAGGAGACCGGAUAUAUUUCCCCAGUUUAGCCCAAUGAAAACACCAUUACCGCCUCCACUGCCAGCGGAUCCUCCAGAAGAAGAUGAAGAAGAGGAAGAAAAGAAAGAGGAGGAGGAAGAAGGAGAAGAAGAUCCUGAAAAGGAGAACCCAGAAAACCCAGGGCAGCAGUAGUUAUGCAACGAACCGGAGGAGUUUGUGGAGCAUAUUUCACUAAUGUGCUGCUGCUUUGUGCAUUUCAAGCUUCCCAAGUGAGGCUGAUAUAUGUGGAUGUGAUACUAUUUGGUAGAACGAAAGAUGGAUAUAUAGAAUUGAAGCUGUUGAAACAACUUUCUUGGAAUAAUACUAAAAUGUAAUGCUUGCUGCCUGAUUACUUGGAUA
Prunus avium (sweet cherry) is the source of this 785-nucleotide messenger RNA. RefSeq lists its product as uncharacterized. The record is from RefSeq and is a predicted model, not a curated record. NCBI's taxonomy places the organism in Eukaryota, Viridiplantae, Streptophyta, Magnoliopsida, Rosales, Rosaceae.